AUGAGCAAGGAAUUGAGAGCACUCACAAAGCGGGAACGGCAGAUGCUGAAUAGCUUGGACGUCGUGCAGCAAUUUUUAGAGGAUUUUGAAUGGGACAGGGAUGAGUGCCAGGUUGAAGUUCGGUUGCAGCUGUUGCAGGAGGAGUACAAAGAAUUUCUCGAAGUUCGCAACAAAAUUGAAAUUAUCAUGGAAGAUGCGGAUUCUGAGAAAUUUGAUGCGGGAGAUGAAGAUGAAAAAGAGGAAGCAGAUCAACUUCGAGAAAAGGCCAAUUUUGACGUAAUGCGGCAGUUUCAGAAUCGGUUUUGUGUGCUGAAGGCACAACUUUUGAAGCUAAAACCUGUCAGUACAGCAGUUUCGAAAUGCGACAGAGAUCAAUCUAAUUGUGGACAGCAGACAGCAGCAUUUUCUCGAGUUAAACUUCCGGAGAUUUCCCUUCCCCACUUCAGCGGUAAUAUAAAGGAUUGGGUUACGUUUCGCGAUACCUUUUAUAGUCUGAUCCAUAACAACUCGCAGUUGACGGAAAUGGACAAAUUCACGUACCUGAAGUCGUCACUCACAGGAGAAGCUCUCCAGGAGGUAAACGGCAUUGAGUUGUCUGCGGCCAACUACGAUGUAGCUUGGAAGACUCUGGAAUCCAGAUACGAAAACCGAAAACUCAUCGUGAAGGAUCAUCUGGAUGCACUCUUCUCACUCGAACCUCUGAAGAAAGAAUCUUACGAUGGUUUGAAUCAUCUUAUCUGCGAGUUUGAGAAGAAUUUGCAAAUGUUGGAGAAAAUAGGUGAGAUCGUUUCCGGUUGGAGUACAUUGUUAGUCCACAUGUUAUGUUUAAGGUUGGAUACCACGACUCUACGUAAUUGGGAGACUCACCACAACAGUAAAGAAGUCCCUACGUACGAGAAACUUCUGGCAUAUCUCCGUAACCAUUGCUCAGUUUUGCAGUCAGUUGCUUCUGCCAAACCUUCAAAUUUUGAUCAGCGUCAACCCAGAGUAGCAGUGUGUCACACUACAUUGAAGACCCCGGCCAGAUGUCCCUUUUGUACCGAUCCCUGGCAUUCACCUUUCCAGUGUCCAACAUUCCAUUCAAUGAGUUUGCCAGAACGAAACGAUGCUGUAUCUCGCUACCGGCUAUGUAAGAAUUGCCUUCGUCCCGGACAUGUCUUCAAAGAUUGCGAUCGAGGAACCUGUCAUCACUGUUUUCAAAAACAUCAUUCGAUGCUGCAUGUUGGGCAGAUUAAACACUCCGUUCCACAGCCGCAAUCCACAUUCGCGAUGUUGAAUCCUCCAUCGCAACAACCACAGUCCACGCAACACAACUCACUCCAACAGACACACACUCAGCCACAAAACACACACACAGCCAACUCGCAUAGCACACAACGCUCACAGUUCAGCACAGAUCAUGCCACCACAAGCCAGAAUUAUGUAGCAGUCCCUGCCACACCAACACCCGAUAUCCUUCUGUCAACCGCACUCGUUCGUAUGAGAGACAACUCUGGAAAUUCACUGCUGGCUCGAGCAUUGUUGGACUCGUGUUCGCAGCACUGCCUUAUGACAAGAGCUUUUUCGAAAAGGCUUAACUUUGAUGAAACUUCAGCAUAUCUGUGCGUGCAGGGGAUUGGGUCGUCUCGUAAUAUUUCAACAAAAGCAGUUAAGGCAGCAGUUUGUCCAAGAUCACAAAUAAUUUCACCAUUUGAAGAGGAGAUGCAGUUCCACGUGUUGCCAGAAUUGACAGUGCCGUUGCCGACGACGAGUUUCAAUCCGUCCACUUGGACCCUUCCUGACGUGAAAGUUCUGGCAGAUCCGCAGUUCUAUGAGAGCAGUCCAGUAGACGUUAUCAUUGGUGCAGAACACUAUAUGGAUCUGCUAACCGAUGGCAGACAAAAGGUAACCGACGAUGGACCUACGCUACAAAACACGGUAUUUGGUUGGAUCCUAUCAGGAAGGAUUCCACGCAGCUCCUCCAGAAUGACCCAGUCAAUCACGUUUGUGUGCUCCACGGCAGAGAUUGAACAGCAGCUCACAAGGUUCUGGGAACUAGAAACCUGUAACACUACAUCCAACAACUCCAUCGAAGAAACAAUCUGCGAAGAAAUAUUUGAUAAGACGACAGUCAGAGAUUCAUCAGGAAGGUUCAUCGUUACACUACCGAAGAAAGAAUUCGCAAUUGAACGUCUUGGCGAAUCGAAAAGGAUAGCAAUUAAUCGGUUCAGAGGAUUGGAACGACGCUUCUCUGCAAAUCCAGAACUGAAGCAGAUGUAUACUGAUUUCAACCAUGAAUAUCUACACCUUGGACAUAUGCAAAUCGUUACGGACAGAUCUGAAAAGGGAACAUACUAUCUGCCACACCACGCUGUUUUAAAACCAGAAAGCACUACAACAAAACUUCGAGUUGUGUUCGACGCUUCGUGCAAAACAACGACCGGAGUAUCUCUGAAUGAUGUCCUUCUAGUUGGCCCUGUUGUACAGGAUGAUUUAAUCAGCCUAACUUUGCGCUUUCGGUUGUAUCAAUAUGCUCUUAUUGCGGACAUCGCCAAUAGAAUCUUGUGGAGGGACUCCUCCGACCAGCCCAUCAGCUCAUUCGAAUUGACGACCGUUACGUACGGAACAGCAUCCGCACCAUAUCUGGCGACCAAGUGCCUGCAGAAGUUAGCAGACUAUGGUCAGCAAACUCAUUCGCUCGCAGCAUCCGUCAUCAGAAAUAACUUUUAUGUAGACGACCUGCUAUUGAGUAUAGGUAGUAUUGAUCAAGGCAGAGAACUCAUACGUGAAAUCAUCGAAUUGAUGGAAUCAGCCGGUUUCUCUUUACGGAAAUGGAAUUCGAAUUCCCGAAAACUCCUAUUGGAUGUACCAGAAACCCUGAGAGAUGAUCGCACCAUUCUAGAGCUAGAUUCGUCCAGCGCUCCAAUCAAAACCUUGGGUUUGGCUUGGGAACCAAGUACAGAUAAUUUCCGAUUCCAUAGUCCUAAGUGGAGCAUGGCAGCAGAUAUUACAAAAAGGGUUGUGUUAUCAGAUGUCUCCAGAAUAUUUGACCCCUUAGGCUUGGUUGGUCCGGUGGUGGUGAAAGCGAAGAUUUUUAUGCAAGAGCUCUGGAAAUACGAAUGCAGUUGGGAUGAGCCUCUCACUGAUAGUCUUCAACAACAAUGGCAAGAAUUUCGGAGAAAUCUUGUAGACUUGGAUGGCAUGUCCAUUCCUCGUUGGGUCGGAGUCACCGCAACUGUGAAGUCCAUACAACUUCACGGAUUCUGUGAUGCAUCAGAGAAGGCAUAUGGGGCAUGUAUAUUUGUAAGAACCGUCGAGGACAACGAUACUGUUUCAACACACCUCUUGAUUUCAAAAUCACGGGUAGCCCCUCUGGAAAAUCUCAAAAGAAAAAAUCGUCGGCAGUCCAUUCCUCGACUUGAGUUAUCUUCAGCACUGCUUCUUUCACAUUUGCACGAGAAAGUGAUGGCCAGCAUCCACAUCGAAGUCAAGUCAUAUUUCUGGACGGAUUCGAUGAUCGUAAAAUGUUGGCUUACUUCAGCACCAUCCAGGUGGAAGGAAUUCGUUGCGAAUCGAGUCUCCGAAAUACAGCACCUGACGAGUGAAGGAGUUUGGAAUCAUGUAAUGGGAGUUGAAAACCCUGCUGAUAUUAUUUCCCGGGGGAUGACUCCAGCGCAGCUACAAUAUCAAUCCAGUUGGAGGCAUGGGCCUGUUUGGUUACAGCUGGACGAAUCGAAUUGGCCCCAACCCAUCCCAAUCCAGGAGGAAGAAUUAGACAAGUCAAUUAUGGAAGAGAAAAAAGUCAUCACAGUAGUUCUACAUGCAAUCAACCCAAGUGAGAUAUUCGGCUUACGAUCAUCAUUAUCAGAUUUAAUUCGACUGACAGCACUCAUCCGCCGCUUUCGCUUCAACUCACAAGCUGCUAACCGGAAUCGUCGCAAGCAUGGAUUCAUCACCGCUGAAGAACGCGACGAAGCACUGAAAAUUUUAGUUCGUCUGUCCCAGAAAGAAGCAUUUCCACAGGAGUUUGCUGACUUAUCCAAGGGUGAACAGGUUCAGGAGUCCUCUAGAAUAAGUUCACUUCAUCCGCAGAUAACAGACGGCACUAUUUGUGUUGGCGGCCGGUUACAGCAUGCGCUGUUGUCAACAACUCGGAAGCAUCCAUUCAUAUUGCACCAUCGACACCCGCUAACAAGAGCAAUUGUAUCAUAUUACCACCGUAAGCUGUUUCAUGCAGGUCAACAACUCUUGAUUUCCACUGUCCGUGAACGGUUCUGGCCGACAAACGCUCGAAACCUAGCCAGAAAGGUUAUUCAUGAAUGUGUUCCAUGUUUUCGCAACAGACCCAGAAUACACGAUCAACUGAUGGCAGAUCUUCCACCGGAAAGAGUCACUCCUUGCAUACCAUUUCAGCGAGUUGGAGUCGACUACUGCGGGCCGUUUUGGAUUGCGUUUCCACAUCGCCGAGCUCGUCCAACGAAAUGUUUUGUAGCUGUGUACGUGUGCUUGGUUACAAAGGCAGUGCACUUGGAGCUGGUCGCUGACUUAACAACACAGGCUUUCUUGGCAUCACUGAAACGCUUUUCAUCACGCCGUGGCAAGCCCAGUCUGGUAAUGUGCGAUAAUGCCACGAACUUUGUUGGAGCCAGACGAGAAUUGGACGAGCUAUGUACGUUGUUUAACAACCAACAAUUCCAACGGACUAUUUCUGCAGAAGCAGCGGAAAGCAAUAUUGAUUUUCGGUUCAUACCCGCACGUUCCCCAAACUUUGGAGGACUUUGGGAGUCAGCAGUUAAGUCCUUCAAAACAUUAUUUAAGCGGACCAUUGGCACCCACACCUUGCUGUAUGAUGAGAUGCAGACUGUUUUAACACAAAUCGAAGCUGUGCUAAACUCGCGACCACUGACUCCGGUGAGCAACGAUCCGAACGACUACGAAGCGCUAACACCGGGUCAUUUCUUGAUCCAACGACCUUUAACUGCGAUUCCUGAACCUGAUUUGGACGACAUACCUGUGAAUAGAUUGUCUGCUUGGCAACGGACGCAAUAUUUUAUGCAAUGCUUGUGGAAGAAAUGGUCGGCACAGUAUCUCUCGAAUCUACAGAACCGCACUAAAUGGACGAAAGAACGCGAUAAUUUGACUGCUGGGACUAUGGUGCUGUUGAAAGAUGAAAAUUUACCACCAUUGAAGUGGCAACUUGGGCGGGUAGUGGAGUUGCAUCCCGGAUCUGAUGCACCACCACCAGCGACAAACGGUAUCAGGCACGACCAGUCAACACAAAAAGCAAGCACCAGCAAAACAAUGAACAGGACAACUGCGACUGCGGAGAUAACGUUCCAAAUCGUCAACAGAAAUUACAGUUACUUUCAACAACAAUCUCAUCAUUUACUAGCAUCAGAAACAACCGCAGACAAAGUGUAUCAGGCGCAUCAUCAACGUGUCAACUCCCAUCAGCAGAAUAUAAACACGAACUAA
This is a messenger RNA of Toxorhynchites rutilus septentrionalis, 5454 nucleotides long. RefSeq lists its product as uncharacterized. The record is from RefSeq and is a predicted model, not a curated record. Lineage: Eukaryota; Metazoa; Arthropoda; Insecta; Diptera; Culicidae. The transcript has 3 exons. The coding region runs from base 1 to 5454 and encodes 1817 amino acids. Gene Ontology annotation, biological process: DNA integration. Gene Ontology annotation, molecular function: nucleic acid binding.